Medicago truncatula (barrel medic) is the source of this 735-nucleotide messenger RNA. RefSeq names its product early nodulin-93. NCBI's taxonomy places the organism in Eukaryota, Viridiplantae, Streptophyta, Magnoliopsida, Fabales, Fabaceae. The transcript has 4 exons. The record is from RefSeq and is a predicted model, not a curated record. Bases 197 to 520 code for a protein of 107 amino acids.
AGUGCCACUCUUCUCCCUUUCUUAGGUUCAAAAUAAUUUUCAUAAUGAACAGUCUUUCACCAACUCACCUUAUAAAUAGACAACAAACAUCAGCUACUUAUUCAUUCAAAGCUACACCAGUUAUCUAUUCACCUGUUUACAAACAAUUCUUUCAUUCUAAGCUUUUGUUCAAUUCAAUUCAAUUGAAUCUUUGAAGAUGGCCAAGAGAAAUGUUGCUGCUAAUUCUCCUCUUGAGAGAACCAGCUUGGCUUAUCUGGACCAGAGGUUGGCCAUGGCCAAGCGCUGUUCUCAUGAGGGUGUGAUGGCUGGAGCUAAGGCAGCUGUUGUUGCUACUAUUGCUACUGCCAUUCCAACUCUGGCUAGUGUUAGGAUGCUACCUUGGGCAAGAGCAAACCUGAAUCCCACUGCUCAAGCUCUCAUAAUUUCUACAGUCGCUGGAGCAGCAUAUUUCGUAGUAGCUGACAAGACUGUAUUGGCAACUGCAAGAAAGAACUCCAUCAACCGACCCUCCAAUGCAUGAAUUACAAAUGCAUAACUUGGGAUCGUGGACUCGGAUGCACUGCUUUCGGCUAAUCUUAAAUCCUUAAUUAAUAUUUUGCCAGUUUCAUGUACUAGUCAUCACAUAUGUACUUAUAAUUAAAGAAUGGAUUGCAUUUCAAUAGCAAGAGAGCACUACAUAUGUACCAAUCAAUCAUAUUAUAUAAAUGCAAAUUAGUAACUUCUUUUUCUGCACAA